Messenger RNA from Caenorhabditis auriculariae, 760 nucleotides. The record is from the annotation of a GenBank genome assembly. Lineage: Eukaryota; Metazoa; Nematoda; Chromadorea; Rhabditida; Rhabditidae.
AUGAUAUUCUCAUAUCUACUGAUUCUCUCCUUUUUCAGUUCAGCACUUAGCGAGUAAGUCCGAAUAAUACUGAUUCAACCUAUUAAUCGCUUUAGGAAUGUCUAUUGCACAUACUACAGAGAGACUAACGAAAUCACAUGCGGGUUCUUAGAAAUUAGAAAAAAAAAGGAAAAUGAAGAGAUUUCAGAACGAUAACAUGUGAAACUCACGUUCCCCCUAACGCCGAUCUAGAAAAGGAAGGACUUGAUGUGAAACUACCAAGAGGGUGGUAAGUUUUGGAUUUUGACCGAAUCUGAUUUUCAUUUCCUCUUCUUGAAGGUAUCGGAUAGGAACGAUGCAGAUCCGACAUGACACUUCCUGGCUCAAUCUCUACCGCCGCAGAGCCACAGGAACUGGCUAUUGGGACUUCUACACGAACAUUCCAGAGCGUAACUGUGCAGGGUUAGUUCUUCUUUUUCUUGGAAAAGGCAAUAACUUUGAACUCUCCGCCUUCACAGAGCGUUCGGUCUUCAUGCAGGAGAGAAUAUCUCAGGCUCAGUCACAGUAAAAGAUAAAAAGUGCUUCGAUCGACUAAUUUAUCAGGUUUUUUCAAAACUUUCCCACAAAGGUUAACCUCAGACUUUACAAGAUCGAAAAGAAGUCAACGAUCGAAAAGUUCGACGUUUUGCAAUGUCGAAAGUGCAUUUUUCACAGCUGCUGGCUUGGAAGUCGUCUUUUGCCGAACGCAAGAGAAUACCUCACAAAUCUUCGAAGCUAUUAA